AUGCAAGGAAAUAAACAAAAUAGUAACGACAAUGCUUCUGAUAAUUCAACUCUGUCAAUCAAUAGUAAUUACGAUGUAAACUCUUCACAUCUGCGUAUUUUACAGAUAAAUAUGCAACGCAGUAAAGUGGCAAGUUCACUCGCAUUAAAGACGGCCAAUGACCUAGAUAUAAACCUAUUAAUAAUACAAGAACCUUAUACUUUGAACAAUAAAAUAGUAAGCUUCGGAGGAUGGAGAAUAUUAACUACAAGAAACGGAGAAAAACCAAAAAGUGGUAUAAUAGUGAGAGACAACAACCUAGAUGCUGCUUUAAUUCCAGAUUUAAUUACACAGAGAAUAACUACUAUUGCCAUCCAACAACAGCCACAACUUUAUAUUCUUAGUAUAUAUUUUUCCCCUGAUGAUGAUGAUAAUAAUUGUAUUGAAGAACUACAAUAUAUAAUCAAAAGCCUUAAUAGCGACAACUUCAUUCUAGUGGGAGAAACAAAUGCGAAAUCUCCAAUUUGGUAUCAUUAUAAAGAAGACCAUAGAGGACGCCUGUUAAUUGAUUUAAUGGACAGAUAUAACCUAUACUCAGCAAACACUACUGAUGAUCCUACCUUUUAUACCGUCUAUGCAGAAGGUUGGACUGACGUCUUUCUUGUUCCAGUUAAUAAAGGCAAUGUUAUGACUUGUGAAACACUUCUGUGGGAAUCUCUAAGUGAUCAUAGGUACAUUUAUGCUGAACUUUCAGGUAUAACCAACAAAGAAAAUUACAUCAAUUACUAUAAGAAAUAUACUAACUGGGAACUUUACAAAGAAAUAUUUGCAAUAAACUGGAGAAACUACAGAUUCAACGAAAUUGAGGACGAGGAAAGUAUCAAUCAAUACACCGAUCAUAUCACGAAGGCAAUACAAGAAGCAAAACGAUUAUCAACUACAAUCACUAAAACUAAACAAAGGGACACAGUAUGGUGGAUAGAUAGCUUAUCUACUCAACAAAAAAAAGUCAGAAAAUUUCUAAAGAAAUUAGCCAAAACUACCAAUGAAGAUAAGAAGAACACACUUAAAGAGAAAUACAGAAAGGCUCUAAAAACAUACAAAAAGUGCAUCAAAUAUUCUCGCACCAACGCAUGGCGAGAAUUGAAGAAAAACCCAUGGGAUAUACCAUACCGAGUUGUCUUUAACAAGAAAAAAAAAAUGUCACAUUCCAAAUAUUGUCAAAUGGAAUGA
Messenger RNA from Centruroides sculpturatus (bark scorpion), 1212 nucleotides. RefSeq lists its product as uncharacterized. Lineage: Eukaryota; Metazoa; Arthropoda; Arachnida; Scorpiones; Buthidae. The record is from RefSeq and is a predicted model, not a curated record. The transcript has a single exon. The coding region runs from base 1 to 1212 and encodes 403 amino acids. Gene Ontology annotation, molecular function: catalytic activity.